ACGCCAAGAGAGCCUGAAUUGACGUUCGAUGUGGAUGAGGAGACAUUGUUUCUACACAUUGGGAUUAUACCCGGUAGUUAUUGUAGCUUAACUGGAUCUUCUAAAAUAGACUAAUACGAUUAGCAUUUCUAUUUGACAACUGGCAUGAACGAUCGACCAGGAAGUUUAUAUCAAUCGGGCAGAAUUCAACAUCUAUAGGGAGAAACGGACAAAGCAACCCACGAGAGACGUACAGCACUGAGGAAACGAGGGCCUACAUGGCAAUGAAUAGGCGCGGAAACAAUGAUCUUUAAAAGAGAGCGAUGUUUGAUCUCAAACGGAAAUUAUCAGAUUAUGAUCACAUAGAGCUCGCAAAAUUGGAUAAAUAAAUCGUAUGAGUACUCUAAAUAAUUUUCACAUGGAUUUCUUUAUAAGGUUAUAGCCACUGCUUUAUCACGUAACAGGCGGAUAACCAUUGUUAUUUUAAUGCAUUAGGAAAUAAAGUCUAUUGUGUACUAAAAUGGAUAUAGCUUUUGGGAAGUAACUUGUAAGUCCUCGGAUGAUAUCGUCAAAUACGCACAAUGUGACAAAUAAUUAUACGGGAAACGAAACAUAAACUAUCCUUGUAUCACAAUAAUUAUCAUGAUUUACUGCCGGGUAUGAAAAUGGUGAUCAUAUUAUGACAAUGGAUGCACUACGUAACACUGAAAUGAAUCUCUCAUCGACUACGACAACACUGUCAUUAAACACAACUUCUAGCGCUUAUGUGCCUUACGUGCUUGAGUGGUCGUCAGAAGUCAUAUAUAGAGUGGUGACUCUAAUCAUUGUGAUGGCCGCGACUGUCGUUGGGAAUAUAACGCUUAUAGUACUCUUAAUGAAGAAUCCCAAGCACAGACGGAAAAGAGUGAAUGUCUUUUUGGUUAACUUAGCCAUCGGAGAUUUAAUGGUGUGUAUAGUGACGAUGACAACAGAAGUAUUCUUCAUAGCGUUUGGUGAGUGGGUCCUUGGAGCUGUUGCCUGUAAGCUAUUGCUUUAUGGCCAAAUUAUGACCCUAGCAAGCGCGACUUUCCUUCUAGUAGGAAUGAGCAUUGACCGAUAUCAAGUGAUAGUCAAACCCCUCCAGUCAUUAGCAAAUAACCCAUGGAUUUGGCGCAAGGUGGCCGUCGCCUGGGUAAUGGCUCUUGUGUUCGCCUCUCCACAACUGCUUAUUUUUGUUCAAACAGACGAGGGAAUGCACCCCGAUGGUAACAUUAUCCACAAAUGUAAAAGUCAAGGGUAUACAGCCAUGUGGCAGAGGAAAUUAUAUUUCACCUUCCUCACCACGUAUAUUCUUAUCAUCCCCAGCAUUAUCAUGACUUACUGCUAUGUGAACAUCAUAAGGGUGGUGUGGUCUCGCAACAAAGGAGAUGCCAUUCUCAGGAAUAACUCAACGAAGUCGAUAUCAAAUGACGUUGCCCCUAAUCUCAAUCUUAACCGAAAACUUGUAUCUAACUCCAAAGUGAAAGCCGUGAAAAUGACAUUGACCGUCAUCGUUGCAUUUGUGGCGUGUUGGGCCCCUUACCUGUUCGUAACGCUAGUGAGGAUUUACUCAAACUACAAAAUAAAACUAAAAAUGGGGCAAGUGGUGGCGGAGACAUUGACGCUAAUCCAUAGUGCACUGAACCCUAUCCUCUAUGGCUUGUUUAACUCUAAGUGUUCUUUCACCCAUUGUUGCCCAUGUCUCACUUGGUCAGGCAAUACGGAAAGGAAAGGCGACAUCAGACACCACCGUGAGACUAUCCCGACCACUGAAUGUCUUGGUAAUAAUAAGAACACCCCCAGACGACAUCGUGCAAACAAAUGGCUACCUGGAUGGUUCAGUAGUCGAUGUUGUCGGUGCAGCAAAUCAAAACACUUAGCAGAAUGUGAUAAGACACAAUUGUGCGAAACACUCAUCAAGCGCAAUGGUCACAAUAACGGCAAAGACGACCUUCGAGAGGAUGUCGUAAAACUAGUCAAACAGAAAAAUGAAAAGAGUCAUAAAAUGUGCCUAGAUAAGACUAUUAAUUGCAAAGAACGAGAGCAAAUGGAUUAUUGCAUCUCUACAGUGUGAUGUUUUUACUCCAAUGAUGUAUUAAUCAAGGUCGGAUAAGCAGGAUAAAUACGGAUCCAUCAAUCAGGCAUUUAUACCCAGGUCUCUACAGAAAAUAUCGUGACUUUGAUAUAUUCAUUCCUGAUCUAAUAAACACCAUUACUUAUCCCGGUUGGAAAUAUUCCAUUCUUGUAUAAAAGGACAGAUUUGUAACUUUUCUUUUGAUGGAUUUGUAUUCCAUUAACUUUGUAAUUUACACUAUUACUUUUUAACUAUCAUUAAUAUGUCAUUAUGUCUGUAUUUAUUUAUUAGUUAGACUAUGUUUCAUUUAACGAUGCAAAUCGAUAGGAAGAGCACGAUAAACGUAAAGACUAGCAAUAAUACUAUUUAAAGACAGCCAACUGACGUAAAAAUAAAUAAAAUACGUCCCCAGUCAAUCCAUGCUUCCGUUACUAAGCUCUUAAAGAGCUAGCGGAUUCGGAGUAAUUAAUAUUGUCAAAUUUUACUUGCUGUAAAACCUGAUGUGAAUGUACAUUUUAUUGGAUAGUGUGAUAAUAAAUGGUGAAUUUUUACACAAUGAAAACAUAAAAA
Messenger RNA from Owenia fusiformis, 2641 nucleotides. NCBI's taxonomy places the organism in Eukaryota, Metazoa, Annelida, Polychaeta, Sabellida, Oweniidae. The record is from the annotation of a GenBank genome assembly.